Messenger RNA from Morchella sextelata, 825 nucleotides. RefSeq lists its product as uncharacterized. The coding region runs from base 1 to 825 and encodes 274 amino acids. NCBI's taxonomy places the organism in Eukaryota, Fungi, Ascomycota, Pezizomycetes, Pezizales, Morchellaceae. The transcript is spliced from 2 exons. The record is from RefSeq and is a predicted model, not a curated record.
AUGCGUCCCAACACCCACAAGCCCACAAAAGUCGCAAAAAGGCAGUACCAGGACCUAGACAUCACCGCCCCCGGCCCCGCCCCCGCCCCACCCCACCCCCCACGCCACAAGCUCCCGCGCCCGACAUGCAAAAAAGACACGCCCGAGUCCAUCACAUGCAGCGACCAAGCCACCGACAACACAGACAGCUCGGACACCACAACCCGGCAGGAGAUUGACCCCGACGACAACAACGACGAGAAUAACACAGAGUUCGACUGCAGCAUGAUCGAAGACGACACAGAAGCCCCCAAAGAUCAUGAAGAUAGUUGCGCAGAACUUUCCGCCGCCAUUGCAGCUGUAGAGUGCGACAUGACGUUCAGCAGCGUCUUGAAUUCAUGCACAAGUCGCAGCUCGGAUGCCGAGCAGAUCGAUGGUCUCUGGGGGUGGGACGCAACAAGGGGUAGCUACUACAUUGGUGAUGCGGAGACAAAACCGCCGACGGAGGGGGCGAACGUCGUCGGCGAAGGGGGGGGGACCGACAAGCUGCAUCUGCUGGGGGAUGCUAUGGCCCUGGUAGCUGAAGCUGAGGCAAGCGCGGCUGCCGAUUUAGGUGGGUCGGUUUCGCACCCGCAGCUCCCAGCAGCCACCGGUGACGGGUUACCGACGCUCGCUACACCCGCCGUCCGCCCUCUCGGUGAGGUUAAACGGUCGUUUCGUGAUGUAUAUCGCAAGCUACGGCAGAAUGAACGGAGGAUUAAAAGGGUGCAGCGGAAGUUACGUAUGUACACGGCGGAGAUGCAGUACUUAAAGAGUAAGAGGAUGCGGAUUUGGAGGCUGUUAUGA